Molecule: messenger RNA, 926 nt
Organism: Drosophila suzukii
Lineage: Eukaryota; Metazoa; Arthropoda; Insecta; Diptera; Drosophilidae
Source: RefSeq, a predicted model, not a curated record
AAAAAUAUCAGAAAUAAUAAAGAAACAUGCCAGAAAAGUGGACAGCUUUGCUGCUAUUGCUACAGCUGCUGGGAAAUUUGGAGACGGGUGAGGCGAUUUGGUUUCCCUGGUACUUCCAGCGCUACGGAUUGGCCCCGCAUUCGACGCGACAUGGCGGAGGUCACAAGAACAAGACGGAUGCAACCUGUCCGCCUGGCUACGAACCCAAGUCCCCGGCGGUGGGGCUGACAGGGGGAAUAGCCGGCUGUGAAAGGGUGUCGGGAUCAAAACAACCAGGACAGCGAAUCUGCGACGAUAAUCCCGUCCUGAUGCAGUUGGCCCGUCUUUAUGUGGUCAGUCCCGAAAGGAUUGUACUGCUGCUGGCCCAGCCCUCCCUAACUGAUUCCUGUGCCGAGAUCACCGAUGUGCUGGGCAACAUAAGGAAGUCCAUGCGCAACUGCAUCCUGGCACCGGAUAAUAUCUACGGGCGGCUAAAGGAUGGUCUCAGCUACUUCCAGACGGAAGUCUGUGAGGGCGGCGAUGGCAGCAACCGGAAGCGAUGCACAGGACUCCAGGAGUCGCACAACUGCCUGCGGGAACUGCGAACGGACAUGAUCGAGUGCGAGGCUCCAGCGGAUUGGUACGAGCGGCGGAAUGCCACCAAGGUGUGCCACAUCUUCAACGAUGUCCUGGACUGCUAUUAUACGAGAGCCGCCCUGUUGUGCGGCGUCGAGGUCGCCAAGCAGCUGAGAUCCUUCGCCGGGGACAGCAUGGGCCGGGCCAUGACUCACAGGUGCGCGGUGAACAAAAGGUUGCCCCGCGUGGACAAUGCCAUGCCCAUCAGCGCAAAUAACGGGGUGGGCGUGGAAUGUCCUUGGCUUAAUUCAUUUAAUUUUUUGCACAUUAUCUUUUGGGUUGCAGUCCUUGAAUAUAUAUUUCUGUUAUAA